AUGGCGUCUGUUACUCUGGCGCACGUGUUAAGUGUGAUCAUUAUAUUCGGGUCAUCGCCAGUGUCUACUGGCCGAUCGCGGAAUGGCGAUGGACACUGUAACUACCGUUUCCAGGUUUGGCAGCCUGGUGCCAAUGUGCUGGAAACUUUGAAAGAUCUGGAGUUCAAAUGCCAAAAUUCCAGUGUGCACUCUACCAGUCAGUUACUAGAGGUAAAGUCUCAGCUCUUGUCAACCUUCUCAUCACUGCAAAACGAGACCCUCAGAAUACAACGGGACCUAUCGUCACAGAUGUUCAAGGUUGUAGAUCUACAACGCAAACAGAACGGUUUCUACAGUAAACUAGAAAACAUGCGGAACGCCGUCGACAGCAUGGAGAAGAGAGUGACUCACGUUACGCGAGAUUUGAAAGGACUGAACUCAAAAGUGUUCACCAACUCCGACAGUCCUUCUCCACCUCUGAUACUGGACCAUGACAUCACGUCCACUACCAACAACAACAACAAUGAUUUAAUGGGUGUGAUAAAGACGAACAUAGGAGAUCUGAGAGCUGAAUGGCUGUUGUUGAAGCGUCAGUCACAGGACAUGAAAUCGGAGACAAUGCAGUUGAAAUACGGCCAAAACGGCAUCAAAUCGGACACGUCCAAGCUGAAGGACCUGAUAAACCGGGUCCAGUCCGACACGACCAGGAUUAAAGUCAAUCAAAAGGACAUUACUGAAAUGAACGGGGAACUUAAAACCAUGCUAGAAAACGUGAAGCUGGACUCUAUUGAAAUCAAGGACGCUCAGAGUGAGGUCCGCCUUGACGUUGUCACCAUGAAGGAAGGCUGGCUGAAACUGAAGACAAAGUGGUUCGAACUGGAAGCGGAUUUGAAUCUGCUCCGAAUGGAAAACAGGCAUCUGAGGAACGUUCUCAUGAAGUUGCUGGAAGAUGGAAACUCAACCCAAUGGGAGUCUUUACUGAUGGUGUUACGAGACAAGAUGUUACCUCUUCCUCCGGCGCAACAGCCAGCCAAUUCGCCGGAAAUCCCCCAAAAUAACGUGUUGGAAUUAGAGUCCGGCAAGAACCAGACACUUUCGGUCCCAAGAGAUUGUCACUCGUUGUACAAGAGAGGUUACGUGAUCAGUGGUGUGUACGCAAUCCAGCCGAUCGGAGCGCCUCAACUGGACAACGUUUACUGUGAGAUGAUCAACAACACCGGCUGGACCGUCAUUCAGCGACGUGGGGACGGUUUGAUCAACUUCAGUCGGCGCUGGCUUGAAUACAAGUUCGGCUUUGGAAACUUGUACGGAGAGUUUUGGCUGGGCAACGAAAAGAUCCACAUGUUGACUCGCCAAGGGGAAUAUGUUUUGCGGAUUGAUAUGUGGGAUUGGGAAGGAAAUAGGCUCUUCGCGGAAUACUCUUCCUUUUCCAUCGAUGGCGAGGGCGACAGUUAUCGCCUGCACGUGCGGGAUUACCAUGGUGAUGCGGGCGACUCUCUUAGUUACCACAGCAGCAUGGCGUUCAGCACUGAAGAUAUGGACAACGAUCUGAACGCCCGCCAUUGCGCUGUGGAUUACAAGUCCGGAUGGUGGUACAACAGUUGUUACUCCAGCAACCUGAACGGAGUGUACCGCAUGGGGUGGUACGGACAGGGCAGGUCUGGAUUUGCAGACGGAAUAGUCUGGUUCACUCUGAAGGAAUUUGAUUCUUACUCUCUCAAGGGCGUCGAAAUGAAAAUACGACCGAAGCUGUAAGGUAUCAGCUACAUGCUUACAUUGUGGCUUCCAAUAAAUGGUAUUGAUCGGGGAUUUUCGGCGAUCCUUCGGAUUGUCUGUCAAUUUUCUCAGCUUCGUAACUUGGUGAAGUGGACAUCCGAGCGGCAAAAUGUAUACGG
Liolophura sinensis is the source of this 1874-nucleotide messenger RNA. Its product is annotated as fibrinogen C domain-containing protein 1-like. The record is from RefSeq and is a predicted model, not a curated record. NCBI's taxonomy places the organism in Eukaryota, Metazoa, Mollusca, Polyplacophora, Chitonida, Chitonidae. The coding region runs from base 1 to 1734 and encodes 577 amino acids. Gene Ontology annotation, biological process: blood coagulation. The transcript has 2 exons.